Molecule: messenger RNA, 1713 nt
Organism: Penicillium griseofulvum
Lineage: Eukaryota; Fungi; Ascomycota; Eurotiomycetes; Eurotiales; Aspergillaceae
Exons: 2
Coding region: 1-1713 (570 amino acids)
Biological process (GO): DNA-templated transcription initiation
Cellular component (GO): transcription factor TFIID complex
Source: RefSeq, a predicted model, not a curated record
AUGGCCCAAGCUCGGCAUCCGCAGCAGCAGGCACCCCCGCCGCCGCAAUUUUCCUCCCAACCUUUCUCCCCACCUGUGUCGUCUCCAUCCCCAAAUUCGAUAGCAUCUCCUGUGAAUGGAGGCGCUGCACCCCCUCCAUCUAAGCGACCUCGUCUCUCUCCUCUGCCACCUUCCCAAACGCAGUCUCCUUACGGUUCUCCGAGCUUUAACGCGGUGCAGCUACCACAAAAUCCAUCCCCAAUGAACGGAACGCCAAUGAGUAUGAGCAUGAACAUGAACAUGUCUUCAACACCUGCCCCUGCUCCCCCUGGGACGAUGGGUCCUCCUUCUCGCCCAGCUGAUAAAACAACGGAUGCUGCUGAGCUGACAGACGUUCUAGCGUCAUCUGGAAUUGAUGUGAGGGAAGAGGAAGCAUUUCUCACACAGAGCUUUUCAGGGCAGAAUGCGCAGGCGCAGCCUCCCCACCGAGGACCACAGUCUCAAUACCCGCCACCCAUCAACACCUCCUUCACGUCUCAAGGCUCUGCCCCGGGAACUCCCUCGGCUUCGACCAGCUUCGGUGAUUUACCUCAGACCAAACCAACAACCACACACGACUCGUUUACCGGUCAAUCUUCCCAGGCACAUGUUCCCUUCAAAGAUCCCAAUGAACCGACUCGCGAGGACACUAUUGCAGCAAGGCGAGCUCAGUAUCACAUCCAAGAACCAUUCUUGAUCACAAAACUCCUCGAGCAGAAGCUCCAGAAGCGAGGCUUUGACCUCGGUGUUCGAAUCCCCUCGGAGGGUCUUUUCCAUCCCGUACCUGGCCGACCACAGCCGAUUGAAGUGACUGGUCCGGAUGGCUCUUCUGUAGUGCGCACUGGUCAGACAAUUCUCAACCAGGAAGGCGCUCCUCUUGUGGACAUCCUGAAUCUUCUAUCUAUUUCCACCGAGGAAAGAUUCAGGGGCGUCAUCGACUACGCCUCGACUCUGGCUCGAAGUCGCCGGGCGCAUUCUCAUGGCCUCGUUCCCAAUGAGUGGAAAGAUGUCGCGCAACCUGUUGGACAGCCUACUGGAGGCACUCAAACUCCUAUGAAACGUUCUCUUUCCACCGUUGAAUCCUCCAGCGCCAAGUCGAACGCGGCAAGGUACAGAGCAUUCAUCCAACGGGAGAGUUCGCAAGAAGAAAGGCGUGCAGCAAAGCGUGCCAAACGUAACAGCAAUGCCAUUCUUGAUGAGGCUGGUCGAGCCGAGUCUGUUGAUCCAAUGGGAUCUGCACCCUCGACACCUCUCGGCGACAGGGCGCUUGGGCUCGAUAAAAAGUCAGUCACCAAAAAAGAAGCGAAGAAAAUGCAGGAUUCCAAAGCAACCGAAGCCCAACAGCAUGCACAGUCUGUUGAAACGGCCCGCAUGGCUUUGUCUGGGGGUGGCCGUAUGUUCGGCGGCAAAAAAACAUACUCGUGGUUGAAACCUGGCGGCAAGGCCGGUGGAUUCUCGUCCCCUUCACGUCCGACUCCUUCCACCCCCACCGCCGGCCCUGAGAAGACUAUUGCCGGCGAAUCCACACCCAGUCUGGCCCAGCGUCGUCUGGGCAUCUGGCGUGAAGAUCAAGAGAAAGGGGCGGGAAUUCAGGUCCGAGAUAUUUUGUUCAUGCUGGAGGCGGAUGGACGGGCGACCAGACAUGUGCAGAGGGGUUACUUGAAGGACCCCAAAGAGGAUCGGGAUCGAAACUAA